This is a messenger RNA of Pelagomonas calceolata, 4055 nucleotides long. Lineage: Eukaryota; Pelagophyceae; Pelagomonadales; Pelagomonadaceae. The record is from the annotation of a GenBank genome assembly.
GUGUACACUUAUUGCUUGCAUGCCGCGGCGGCUGAGCGGCAGCUGUUUAUAUGUGCAUAUGCUGCAUCUAAACUGAACUCCCGAGGCUGCCAUGGAGGAAACACCUGACGUUGUUAAGUUCCAGCCGCCCCCCGGGGUCCUUACGCGAAGCUACACGGUGCUCCCGAGCGGAUUGCUGUGUGGAGUUCAGUCUGAGAAUAUGUUUAACUCAGACGACAUGUCCCUCAAGCAAAUGUACCAUAGAAUGAAGCACUUGCCACAUACAACACCCUUUAGCUCUCCGGUGGCAGCCGCUGCGUUGGAUGCCGUGCCCGUUUGCAUGCUCGUAUUGGGUAGUUCUGUAUCUAAGAAAAGAGACCUUUUCCAGGGGCCAUACCCGGGGAAGGAGAUGCUUCCAGUCGCUUCUCAGACGGAAACAGAUGCGGGUGAAGGAAUUAUUGGCCUGCUUUCAAAUGAUUUGUUUGAAGUACUAGCCGCGAACACAAAUUGUCCCUGGGGCUCGAAUUUUGCGCAAUGGCGUUGCGUGGUAACUGUCAAGUUUGUCGAAUUUCAUGACGAGCUUGUGACCGACCUCCUUCGGCCAUCGACUAAUGAGCGUAUUGAUGAUACAACACCAUGUUUUCGCAAGGCUGCUGGAAAAGAUUGUGGAAUAGCUGGUACCGUAGUAGUCACUAACGACAUGCAUCGCGGUGCCUAUCUCCAAGGAGCUACGUCACAGCGAGUAUAUUCAGCAACGGACGUGGCGCGGUUAGUCCAGGAGGGACGUUUGCGUCGUGAUCAGUAUGCAGACGUGCAGGCAUCCAUGGAUUGUGCAGCUUGUUAUUUUGAAUUAGAGCUGCACCACCUUGCCUUGAGUGAUCGCAGCGAAUGCAAGCCCUCACCCACGACCGCACGUAGUACAGUGUUAAAUAAUGAAGAGCUGGCACAGGGUUGGAAGUGCAUCGCGCUAUCGACAAUUUCUAUCAUAGAGGUACCGUCAACACACAAGCUUGCGAUACCUCGGGAGCAGCUCAUUCUACGAGAGGGCUCCAAAAGGAAUCGUUCUUUGUACUCCCUUGUAUCCUGCAUUGAUAACCUCUGCAAGCCACAUUCAACAAGAGUGCAUGUCUCCCAUGGAAAUUCGCAGCUGGCUUCAUUGCUUGCAGAACGCCUCGGGGGGAAUUGCUUGUUGCUAUCACUUGCUUGUGCUGAUGCAAAUGACAGUUCAGAGACGCGUUCUGCCACGCUACAGCUACAAAGCAAACUCGGUAGCAUACGCCAAUUUCCAGUCUCUUUAUCUCAAACGCAUGUCCUGGGCCUGGUGCUGCGGCAUCGGGCAUGUAUGCUUGCCAUGAAUCGCUUAGCAAACGACCACCAUUCUCAGGUUACAAAGUCAGAACUUGUUGUCCGCGAGAAGAACGAUGACUUUGAGCAGCCCCUCGACGCUCCAUUAUCUAAGCGUUUACAUAUACUCGAGCGCUUGCUUGCCGAUAGCAGGCUUGACACGACAUCUGCACGCGAGGAUAGUACCAGGGUGUAUAAUGUCUUAGAAUUGUUCAAGGGCAAAUAUACACAGCUUGCGGAACAAAAGGCUAACCAGGCUAAAGCACUGAUCCGCGCGGAGCAAGCAAAAAUGGACAUCUCUCGAGCGUUUCUCGAGUCCAAGCUUUCGAAAAGCAAUCUGCGGGCAUCCUCCGAGCUUGAUCGCUAUUCGUCGGAAUCCGUGUUUCUCUCUCUCAAAGAUAGGGCGGCCGAACUCGCGAUAGAGUGCGAAGAGUUGAGAGCGCUUAAGGCCCACAUGCAAAGCCGCGAGAACUUCCUGACGACGGAACUGAGUAAGACCCACGAAACCUCAGAAAAGCUCCGCUGCGAAGUAGCGAGAUUCAGCAGAGAGGAAGAUGUUCUUAGGCUCGAGGCCAACACGGAAAAGGCCCGAAAUAUUGAAAUAUCAGCCGAGUUACUCAGAGUGGCGCAACAGCGAGACGCUCUAAAAAGGAGCGCACAAAAGCACAACGAAAUCACUCGGAAGAUCGACAGAGAUUCGGCGGUCGAUGCGACAUCUGUGGACGCGGACAGGCGGAACCGACAACUGCUAAAGAGUGCGAAUGAGAUGAAGGCCGAGUUCAGUGGCCUUCAGCGAGAUCACGCUAGCGUGACAGCCGAACUGUCACAGGCACGGGUAGAGGCCGAACGAGCGCUUUUGGACCAAGAUAAAGACGCAGCUGCCAUUCUAAAAGCAAGAGAGGCAGAGCUUGCCGAAGCAAGGGAACUUGUAGAAGAGAGUCUUCAAAAAUUAACGUUGAUGAAAGAUGCCAAAGAAAAAGAUGCUUGGGGUUUGCACGGAGAGGUACUGGCGAUGAAGAGGCGUGUCAGUAAUCUAGAACUUGCUUUGAAGCGAAGUAAGGCAGAUGCUGCGCAAGUAAAAAUGGAAGGAAAUGCGAUGAGGAAGCGAUGCAUAGCCCAGGAAGCAGACUAUUGCGCACGACUAGAUGCAGAUCUUGCGUCAGCACUGGAAAUCGUCUACUGGACCAGCCAGGACGCUAGACCGAACACGUCGAUGGACAGUCUCCCAACUUUGAACGGAUUGGUCGUGAAGUUUGUUGAAUUCAGGGAUCCUUUACAGAAAAACUCCUUUUCCGCUUGCUAUCAACGCUUUGUGCAAAGCUAUCGGGAGAGGGAAGGCCAGUUGGGUUCAGACGUCGAUAACUUGAGGGCGUCACAACGCCUGGCCACUGCCCGUCUGAAGGCCGCCCUCGAUCACUGUGAUUGUCUCCAGGAUGCGCUGACGCGACACUGCCCGACGAAGGUGAAGGAGCUAAAGCACGAAUUUGGCGAGACGCUCGAACGCGCGGCCGGUGAUCUUUCCGAGGCCCAGGUACCACAGACCGUAGAGGCAGAGCGCGAGAGCUAUUACGCUGCGUUGGACGAAGUGAGAGCCCGAGCGACGCUGCAGCAAGGUCGAGCGAUAGCCGCGAUACGCAGCCUGCAGAAGGCAUGUAAAGAGAAGCAGGAGCGCAACGACGAUCUUGCACGGCAGAUCGAUGGACUCUGUGGGGAGACCCCCCGCCCGGGCGUCAAACCUCGUGCCAGCGAGGAGACGUCCGCGGUCACGACGCGCUUAGAAGCAAACAGGUCGCCUGUUGUACAGGGUGAGACCGAAACUGAACCCCAGAGAGACAGCAAGGAAGGCAAAGAAGAUAUGGACCAGGCAUUGAUACGUGCGAAAGCGCAUUAUGACGAGGCUUUGAGGAGGGCCGAAGCGCUUAAACUCGUCGCCAACAGAAUGCAGCAAGCAAGGGAACCUCAGCAUACUUCAAGGACACAAAUAGAUCCAGACAGACGACGAGCCAAGGCUGGAAAGCAAAUAGCCACAGCUCGCAGAGCGGUGCAAAGACUCCAUCGUGACCUUGAAUUGGCAGCUCUUGGCGACGACAGCCCCGCGAGAAUGGGAUCCUCCGAAAUGCGCAACCUCAGCUGGCUAGAUAAGUCUUCAAGAACACCAGAGACCAGUUCGAAUCCAAAUGCGAAUGUGAGAGACAUAACCCCCAAGUCGACAAUGGCCCUGCUUGGCGAGGCCGAGGGGCGAUGUGUACAACUCGCCUAUAGGGUUCAAACGCUGGAGGAGGAGCUGGCACGCUACCGCGAAUAUAUGGAACGAACAAUUCGUCGAUAUCAUGUCGUGCAGUCAGAAACAUCGCAGGAAUAGAUAGGUAGCGAGAGGCGCGAGGUGGUGUCAAAUCACCGCGGCGUGCUAGGCUGAGUCGCAGCAAAAUGCACCCUGGCACUGGCACCCCGGGACGGGCUUCUUACUCUCCGAUAUCGUCUUUAUGUCAAGUUAUUGCCGUUGGGCGGUCCUGUGCAGCUGCAGGAGAUUAAGUAUCUUUGGCAUUGUCACGGUUAUGUCACGGUAUCCGGGAUCAUGCCAGCGAUCCUGAGACGUUCAAGUUUCCAACUUUGAAGCACACUGGCAACUCGCACUACUUGUAUUACCUACUUAGCCUACUUCCUAUCCGAAUGGCAGUGGGAGAUAAAGGAACAUUUGUAACAUUCAAGUUUAACUUUUCAACCAUGUGGCC